AUGAAUGGAAGAUCUGAUGCGUCAACUUCGACGGAUGACGUGCUGAAGGGUCAACCGCUGUGUCUCUUUUACUUCACGCAUCCAUUCGGCGUGGUGUCACCGGAGCCACCGCUGGUAACAGUGCCGCCGCCGCACUUGGCGCGUUGCUUUGCCAACACGCCUUUUAGCACCUCAACGCCGGACUACUGCUCCGACUCAACGCCACUUGACGAGCUGCUGCGCCGGGACUCCUUCUCCUCGCUGCUCUCCAGCUCGUUAUGGCUGAGCUCGGGGAGCGGCGAGCGGCGCGUGCUACCAUGCCAUAGACUUCCUCCAUUGCGAUUGCCCUCCCCGCCGCCAGUUCCAACGCCGGCCAAAGCCCUCGCUCCCGCACCGCCCGACAGAGUUUUCUUGCCCCCGAUACAACUUUCCCUAGGAGCUCCCGACGCAGAUCGAGAAUGGUUUAGGGAUGUGACAAAACGGCCAAAGCUCAGCGGCGUGCGCAGGAUGUUGACCGGGUUGGUGCGAAGAAAUAUUGAAGGUAUGAACUUAGUUAUUAAUUACUUAAUCAAAUGUUAA
Messenger RNA from Pieris macdunnoughi, 558 nucleotides. NCBI's taxonomy places the organism in Eukaryota, Metazoa, Arthropoda, Insecta, Lepidoptera, Pieridae. The record is from the annotation of a GenBank genome assembly.